Pipistrellus kuhlii (Kuhl's pipistrelle) is the source of this 1613-nucleotide messenger RNA. It is a transcript of the gene METTL2A, whose product is annotated as methyltransferase 2A, methylcytidine. The coding region runs from base 65 to 1189 and encodes 374 amino acids. The transcript has 9 exons. Gene Ontology annotation, molecular function: tRNA (cytidine-N3)-methyltransferase activity. Lineage: Eukaryota; Metazoa; Chordata; Mammalia; Chiroptera; Vespertilionidae. The record is from RefSeq and is a predicted model, not a curated record.
GGGGCGUGGCCCCACAGGAAGUUCUCGCGUUUAUGGAGCGGUAGGUAUUUCCGGCUCCGGUAUCAUGGCAGACUCCUACCCGGAGCCCGGCGGGAGGAGGCAGCAGUUCGGGGGCCGCUUGCUGAGCGAUCCGGCGCGGGUCUUCCACCACAAUGCCUGGGACAACGUGGAGUGGUCGGCGGAGCAGGCCGCGGCGGCCGAGAGGAAAGUCCGGGAGAACAGCACCCAGCGCGUUUGCCCGGAGAAGCAAGUUGAUUAUGAGACCAAUGCCCACAAAUAUUGGAAUGACUUCUACAAAAUCCAUGAAAAUGGAUUUUUCAAGGACAGGCAUUGGCUUUUCACUGAAUUCCCAGAGCUGGCACCUAGUCAGAACCAAAAUCACUUGAUGGAUUGGCUCUCAGAGAAGAAGAGCGAAGUGCCUGAAUGUAGGAGCAAUGCGGGUGAACCUGGUUUAAUAACAGAAGAACAGCACAAAUGCUCUUCAAACAGCCUGGGGCAUAAAGCACAGGCUCUUCCUGUGGAGGAGAAGGUAACUCAGAAACUCGGUCACUUGGAAAUCUGUGCUGAUGAGUUUCCUGGAUCCUCAGCCACCUACCGAAUACUCGAGGUUGGUUGUGGUGUGGGAAACACAGUUUUUCCGAUUUUAGAAACCAACAAUGACCCAAGACUCUUUGUUUACUGUUGUGAUUUUUCUUCCACAGCUAUACAACUGGUCCAGGCAAAUUCAGCAUAUGAUGCAGCAAGGUGUUUUGCCUUUGUUCAUGAUUUGUGUGAUGAAGAUAAGAGUUAUCCUAUUCCCGGGGAGAGUCUUGAUAUUAUCAUCCUCAUAUUUGUUCUUUCAGCGAUUGUUCCAGACAAGAUGCAGAAUGCUAUCACUAGGCUGAGCAGGCUUUUGAAGCCUGGAGGGAUGAUGCUUCUGCGAGAUUAUGGUCGCCAUGACAUGGCUCAGCUUCGGUUUAAAAAAGGUCAGUGUCUGUCUGAAAAUUUCUAUGUGAGAGGUGAUGGCACCAGAGUUUACUUCUUCACCCAAGAUGAACUGGACACACUUUUCACAACUGCUGGACUGGAAAAGGUUCAGAACCUGGUGGACCGUCGAUUGCAAGUGAACCGAGGGAAACAGCUGACAAUGUACCGAGUUUGGAUUCAGUGCAAAUACCGCAAACCUCUUCUGGCCAACUCUGGCUCCUGACAGGAUGGGGGCUCCGUGGCUUUUUAAAAACAUUCACAGCUGGCGUCUUGUUGAUGUUGGACAGUCCAAGGAAACUUGAGCCUUGAACCCAGGGAAAAUGACUUUUAUCAAGAUUCUAACAAUCAUGCUUUCUAUUUGUGAAGCCCUUUAAUGUAUACUUUUUUCCAGCUUUUUCUUACUUUGAGAUCUCAAAAUACCUUUCUUGUCAUUUUAUAGUAUCUUAAUAACUAAAGUAUUCAUGGGAAUUGGGAAUUUUAAAGGCAUCAAGAAAUUUCCAUGUGAAAGUAUCAUGUAUGAUAAAGUGCCAUUUGACUGUAUGUUUCAUUAAGUUAUUUGAAAUGCAAAUUCCUGGUUCCAAGGUGUUUUAAGCAUUUUUCCCCUUCUCUAACCUGUGUCCAAAAAUUAAAAGGAUCUUCAUUUUUAG